Messenger RNA from Python bivittatus (Burmese python), 2586 nucleotides. The record is from RefSeq and is a predicted model, not a curated record. NCBI's taxonomy places the organism in Eukaryota, Metazoa, Chordata, Lepidosauria, Squamata, Pythonidae.
AGGUGGUCAUUUUGAUCUGGAAAUGAAUUUUAUUAUACAAGAAGGAGAGAGUAUAACAUGCAUGGUGGACUUGCUGGAUAAGUGUGAUGUCACCUGCCAGGCAGAGAUAUGGAGCAUGUUUACAGCCAUCCUGAAAAAAAGUAUACGAAAUCUGCAGGUUUGCACAGAAGUGGGUCUCAUUGAGCACGUGCUUCAGAGGAUUGAUAAAGCUGACAAUAUGAUUGCAGAUCUGUUAGUUGAUACGCUGGGAGUAUUAGCAAGCUACAGUGUGACAGUUCGGGAAUUAAAGCUAUACUUUAGCAAACUUCAAGGAGACAAAGGGAAAUGGCCUCUGUAUGCCGGAAAGCUGUUGUCUGUGUUAAAAUAUAUGCCUCAUAAAUACGGACCUGAUGCCUUCUUCAAUUUUCCAGGAAAAAGUGCUGCAGCUAUUGCCUUACCUCCUAUAGCAAAGUGGCCAUACCAGAAUGGAUUUACCUUUCAUACUUGGUUAAGAAUGGACCCUGUAAAUAAUAUAAAUGUAGACAAGGAUAAGCCUUACUUAUAUUGUUUUAGAACAAGCAAAGGGCUUGGUUACUCUGCUCAUUUUGUGGGAGGCUGUUUGGUUGUGACGUCAAUUAAGUCAAAAGGAAAAGGUUUCCAGCACUGUGUGAAAUUUGAUUUCAAGCCACAAAAGUGGUACAUGGUUACUAUUGUGCAUAUCUAUAAUCGCUGGAAGAACAGUGAGCUCAGAUGUUAUGUGAAUGGGGAACUAGCAUCAUAUGGAGAGAUAACAUGGUUUGUCAAUGCCAGUGAUACAUUUGACAAAUGUUUCCUGGGCUCUUCAGAAACAGCAGAUGCCAAUCGAGUAUUUUGUGGCCAGAUGACAGCUGUUUAUCUUUUCAGUGAAGCUCUCAAUGCAGCUCAGAUCUUUGCUAUUUAUCAACUUGGUCUGGGAUACAAAGGAACUUUUAAGUUCAAGGGAGAAAGUGAUCUGUUCCUAGCUGAUCAUCAUAAACAAUUAUUAUAUGAUGGGAAACUAUCUAAUGCUAUUGCCUUUACAUACAACCCAAGGGCUACAGAUGCACAGCUCUGCCUAGAAUCAUCACCCAAGGACAAUCCUUCUAUCUUCGUACAUUCACCACAUGCCCUCAUGUUACAGGAUGUGAAAGCAGUCAUAACCCAUUCUAUCCAAAGUGCAAUGCAUUCAAUUGGAGGAGUGCAGGUGUUAUUUCCUCUCUUUGCACAGUUGGACUAUACACAAUAUUCCUUGGAUCAACCUGACACAACUCUCUGUUCUAUUUUACUGGCUUUCAUUAUGGAGUUGCUGAAGAACUCAGUUGCUAUGCAAGAACAAAUGCUUUCUUGUAAGGGCUUCCUUGUAAUAGGAUACAGUCUUGAAAAGUCUUCCAAAACACACGUUAACAGAACUGUUCUAGACCUUUGCCUUGCCUUUGCUAAAUAUUUGAGCAAUUUGCAUAAUGGUGUCCCUUUGCUGAAGCAGCUGUGUGAUCAUAUUCUCCUUAACCCUGUAAUAUGGAUUCAUACUCCAGCCAAGGUUCAAUUGAUAUUGUACACUUACUUGUCUACUGAGUUCAUUGGCACAGCUAAUAUAUAUAAUACAAUUCGACGAGUUGGGACAGUUCUACUGGCAAUGCACACCUUGAAGUAUUACUACUGGGUAGUAAAUCCUCAAGACCGUAGUGGAAUUACUCCCAAAGGUUUAGAUGGACCUCGGCCUAAUCAGAAAGAAAUUAUUUCUCUGCGAGCCUGUAUACUCAUGUUUAUUAAACAGUUGGUGACAAAGGAUUAUGGAGUGAAAGAAGAUGAACUCCAGGGCAUUCUGAAUUAUCUUCUUACUAUUCAUGAGGAUGAAAAUUUAAUGGAUGUUCUGCAAUUGCUUGUUGCUCUCAUGUCUGAGCACCCCAGUUCUAUGAUUCCUGCCUUUGAUCAGAGGAAUGGAUUACGCGUUAUCUACAAACUUCUUGCUUCAAAAAGUGAAGGGAUCAGAGUACAAGCACUUAAGGUGAUGGGUUACUUUUUAAAGCAUCUGGCACCCAAGAGGAAAGCAGAAAUUAUGAUUGGGCAUGGACUGUUUUCUCUUCUGACUGAGAGACUUACUCUUCAAACAAACUUAAUUUCCAUGACUAUAUACAAUGUACUUUUUGAGAUACUUAUUGAGCAGAUUUGUACCCAAGUGAUGCAUAAACAGCAUCCUGACCCAGAUUCAACAGUGAAAAUACAAAAUCCCCAGGUUUUGAAAGUUAUUGCUGUUUUGCUGCGUAAUUCCCCACAGUGCUCAGAAACCAUGGAAGUCCACCGAGUCUUCCUAUCAGACAUGAUUAAGCUUUUUAAUAGCAGCAGGGACAAUAGGAGGAGUUUACUACAGUGUUCUGUAUGGCAGGAAUGGAUGCUUUCCCUUUGCUAUUUUAAUCCCCAAAGCUCUGAUGAACAGAAGAUAACAGAAAUGGUGUAUGCCAUUUUUCGAAUACUACUUUAUCAUGCAAUCAAGUAUGAAUGGGGUGGCUGGCGUGUUUGGGUGGAUACCCUAGCAAUUACACAUUCAAAGGUAAGUUGUGCAAAAACAAUUCUAACUCUAUGAUUUUUGUG